This is a messenger RNA of Paralichthys olivaceus (Japanese flounder), 3057 nucleotides long. RefSeq names its product metalloproteinase inhibitor 4. The record is from RefSeq and is a predicted model, not a curated record. Gene Ontology annotation, biological process: response to cytokine; response to hormone; negative regulation of membrane protein ectodomain proteolysis. Gene Ontology annotation, cellular component: extracellular matrix. Gene Ontology annotation, molecular function: metalloendopeptidase inhibitor activity; protease binding. Lineage: Eukaryota; Metazoa; Chordata; Actinopteri; Pleuronectiformes; Paralichthyidae.
GAAGAAGAGGCAAAGGAUGGUAGUUUUAUUUUCUGUGUUUGAGGAGGCUGUCCCUAAAGUGUGCAUAAGAGGCUCCCUGUGUGAGACCCUCUCAGCAUUCAGGACCAGAGUGUGAGGGGAUCCGACUAUUCUGCACUUCAGCACAGCAGAGGUUUUCUUACUGCUUCAACUCUACUCUCUCAUCUGCACCCCCCUCUCCCUCCUUCCUUUGCUGACCGCUUGCUGAUUUGCUUCCCUGGGAACUUGACGGGAUCAGAAGAGGCUGCAGAGCAUUCAUCGAGUUGUGGAGCGGACACAGGCAGCCAGAGUCGUCAUGGCUGUGUCCCAAGAGCGGAUUGUGUGUCUGGGGCUCUGGGUGCUCCUUUUGCUCGGUGCAGGCAUGGAGGUAGCAGUGGAGGGAUGUAGCUGCCACCCAGCACACCCACAGCAGCUAUUCUGCAGCGCUGAGAUCGUGAUAAGGGCAAAGAUCUCCGGAGAGAAGAUAGUGUCGCCUAGCAACAGCUCCUCACCUUACAUGAAGAUGAUCCAGUAUGAAAUCAAAAUGAUCAAGAUGUUCAAAGGUUUUGAUAAAGCCAAGGAUAUCCAGUAUGUGUACACUCCAGUCUUCUCCUCACUGUGCGGAGUCAAACUGGACUACAACAAUAAAGCAGGGUACCUUCUCUCAGGGAGCAUGUGGAGCGAUGGGAGGAUUUCUAUUGGCCAAUGCGACCUGGUCGAGUCGUGGGACAACUUAUCACUGUCACAGAAGAAGAAUCUCAACUACAGAUACCAGAUGGGCUGUGAAUGCAGAAUCAACACUUGUUAUACGGUGCCCUGUGCGUCUACAGGAGAAAACGAGUGCUUGUGGACUGACUGGCUGCUGGAUAACAGCCUUAACGGAGAGCAGGCUCGGCAGUACGCCUGCAUCCGCCGCUCUGACACCACCUGCAGCUGGUACAGGGGUGGACCCCCACCUGAGAAAGACUUCUUGGAGAUGAGUGACCCCUGACCUGUAAUUUCACUCCUGUAACGCCUUUCCUGCUUCGUGCUUAUGUGGCUCAAAUUUGGCGAUUCACUGAAAAAAAAAAGGGCAGAUCUUUAUGUUCGAGGGAGCUUAACUCACUGCCGAGCUUCUGCUAGCAGAGUUCAGGUGGUUUCUACAGCAGUGCUAGGGAAAGUUUUAUUAUCUGCAGGGGCUUUCAGCAGACCUCUGAGUCAUUUUCAUGCUCUCACACAUUCCACUCCACUUGCUGAUUUCCACAGAAUAAGAAUAUGUGAAGUCCUUUCACUGCAUAUUAUUCAACCCAGUGAAUCUGCUCUCUAACAUCUCUGUGGAGAGAAAAUACAUAACCUUUGCAAAAGAAAAAAUCAAGGACCUCAUAUUUGCGCAUGCAUAACUUAGAAAGAGUUAUAUAGUAAUCUGAGCUAUAUUUUCUUAAAGAUGUAUAGGGGAGGUGGAUAAUUACAGUAAAAUAAUGGGGGGAAGUAGAGGGAGAAAAUAGAUGCUUACUUCUGCCACAACCCUGCAUAGCAAAGUGUACUUUACACACUGUCAACAGAUCUUCUGAGCACUGCCACCUUCUUUGGUGUGGAAUCUUUACCUUUCUAUCGACAUAACUGUCCCAUGCAAAUGAAAACGCAACAAGGCAACACCAGACGUCCACAAUUAAAAUUUGACAAAAUCUGACAGACAUGUAUAUUAUAUAUUACCCUAAUUAUCGUCCAUCCACACCACAACAGUUUGAACUCUCAAAUUUCUGAGACUGUAAAUAUUGUAUUUCAGUGAAAAUUAACAUUUUAAAGGCUAACCGGAUCUUGUCUUAGAGCAUGUAGAGGUUUUUAUCUUGUGUGUGUGUGUGUGUUUAGUUUCCUUGGUUAAACUCUAUUACUAUUUCCUGUGCCAAAAAUCUAAUCGAGCGCGUUAACAACAGCACUGCCCCCUGUAGAAGCCACACCCCGUUUCUUAAAGAAAAUGAUGUGACAGGACAGGGUUCAAUUCAUGAUUUUAAUUUAUGAUUUUUAGGAAGUGGUUUCUGCUCGAGCUUCAACUUCAAGAACAGACCGUAAAAACUUUGGCGUAAGAUAUUAACUAAGAAGAGGAGAAAUAAAUGAGAUGUAGUUAAUGAUUAUCAGGGAUGCAAACAACUCAGCCUCUUGGCAGGGACAAAUCCUCUUUAAUGAGUAAACUCAGCUGUCAGGACGUGUUGCAAGGACCUCACAUCACAGGGUUGUUUAUUCUUGUCUUGCAAACAGUAGGAACCCACCGCUCUUUCCCUGCACUUGUUGUUAUUAAUGUUACAAUUUUGGCAUCGAUUACGACAUAAGUUGAUUAUUCUAUUUUUCGGUGUUUGCUAAAACAAUGUUAGCAAGGCUGAUACUUUAUUGAACGGUUUGUAACAGGCAAAUUCAUGAUACCACACUGUAGACAUUUAUCUAAAAAGGACCAGUGUUUUGAUGUAUUUUAACUGAACGCUUUUUACAGUAGCCUGAUUAUGUCUCUUUAGAAGCGGGCAAAUGUCAAGCUGACUGAGAAGCUGAACUGGAAAUACCUUGUGGCAGUUUCUGUUUAGUAGUUGUGGUUAAAUGUCAUAUCUAAGUCCUGUCUUAAUUGGUCAAACAUCAGUUGCAACAGCUGUAAAGGGCAAAAACACAUUCAUUAUUUACUCACUCCACCUGCCUCCCUCUGCCCCCCCCAUUCUCCAGGUCUCCCCUGACACCCUUUCUUCCCCCGAUGAGUUUGCAUCCCUGGAUUUAAGACAUUAUUUAAUAUAAAAAUUCAAAGUCCCAAAUCUGAAUUGACCCCUGUCUGGUUACUGGAUUACUUCGCUGAAGUCAUACAGAUAAAAAUGCAUCAUCACUUAUUAUUUUCAUGCAUUAGCAGGGAAAUUAUAAACAUUAGGGUCAUUUUGAACAAUAACAUAGUUUCAUUUUAACUGCACAAUGCAGUAAUUUGUUAAAUUUGGAAAAUGUGUUAAUAAAUACAGAUGCAUUAUAAUUGUAUGGCUUUAGCAAAGAGCUAUUAAACUAUUUCAUGUUUGUUUUAUACUGAACAAAUUGUUUUGGUUUGUAUUUAUGUCU